AUGGCAGCGAGGCCCCCGCAGGCGCCCGGAGCAGCGCGCAAGCUGAGCGGGGGCAGCAAUUGGCGGCAGGACCGGGCUGGGGCCGGUCCCGAGGCCUUGCCGGGCACAAUCCGGCCCGUGGGCUCUUCAGAAGCUGAGGAGGCGGUCGCGUCGCGCCUCUUCCUCCGGGAUGAUGAAUGUCCCGCUGCUGCGCGGCUUUUGCGCUUGGGCGCGGGGCCGUGGCUGAGCGGCCCCAGGCCUUUCUCCUCAGGGGGCUCCGCUGGAGGCGGCCGGCGGUGGCUGGAGCGCGACGGCGGCGGCGGUGGCGGCGGCGUUGCGUUGGCGGGUGGGCCUGGCGCCGUCGGGCGGAGAUGGAGGAGCUGCAGGAGGAGGAGGAGGAGUGGGGCCCGUUGCGAGCGGUUCUGGCGCCGCCCGGUGAGCGGCCUGGGCGCGCUGCGGGGCCCGCGGGGGAGGAUGGGGGCCCGCAUGGAGCUGCUCAUCAUGGAACCGACCCAGAGCCAGGUGUGCAGGGCCCUGCCGAGCUCGACCGAGGCCCCCUUCACCGUCGACCGCUGGGAGAGGAAGGAAGGUGGAGGAGGCAUCAGCUGCGUGCUUCAAGAUGGUGAGAUCUUUGAGAAGGCUGGAGUCAACGUGUCUGUUGUUUUUGGGCACCUCUCUGAAGAAGCAGCUCAGCAGAUGAGAAGCAGGGGGAAAUCUUUAAAAGCAAAAAAUGGAAAAUUGCCCUUUUGUGCUAUGGGAGUAAGUUCUGUUAUUCAUCCAAAAAACCCUUAUGUUCCCACAAUACACUUCAACUACAGAUACUUUGAAAUUGAGGAAGCAGAUGGUACAAAACAGUGGUGGUUUGGUGGGGGAACAGACCUAACUCCAACUUACUUGAACAAAGAGGAUGCUGUUCAUUUUCACAAAACAUUGAAAGAGGCCUGUGAUAAGCAUAAUCCAGAGCUGUAUCCCAAGUUUAAGAAAUGGUGUGACGAUUAUUUUUAUAUCAAGCACCGUGGAGAACGGCGAGGAAUCGGAGGCAUAUUUUUUGAUGAUCUGGACUCUCCUUCAAAGGAAGAAGUCUUCCAGUUUGUGCAGACCUGUGCCAAAGCCAUUGUGCCUUGCUACAUUCCCAUUGUGAAGAAACAUUGCCAUGACAAAUUCACACCAGAGGAGAAGGUGUGGCAGCAGAUUCGUAGAGGGAGGUAUGUGGAAUUCAACCUUGUUUAUGACAGAGGUACAAAGUUUGGUCUUGCAACACCGGGAUCAAGGAUUGAAAGUAUUCUUAUGUCUUUACCACUCACUGCCAGGUGGGAAUAUAUGCAUUCACCUCCAGAGAAUUCCAGGGAAGCAGAAAUCCUAGAAGUUUUGCGCCAUCCAAAAGAUUGGGUUCAAUGACGAGUGGUGUUGGCUGUGUACAGUCAGCCAUGAGGGAAGAACAUAAAUUCCUGCCUACUUACACAUUAGAACUGUCAUUCUGUGGCAGUUUCUGUCUAUUCUCUUAUCAUGUGCCUUAGAAAUAGUGUUAGAAUUUUAUUAUUUGUAAGUAUACUUUUAAAUGCCACCAUGCUGUUUCUGGACGGCUGGUUUUCUGACCAUUUGUACUGGUAUACUACUCUCUUAAGAGUAUAGGGCUUGGUAAAUGUGACAGCAGAGUGUGUCAGACAAAGAAAAGUAAACAAAAUGGAAUAAAUCGUUAAGGGUUAAGCUCCAAGUCCCUCUUUCACAACCAGACAGUUACUCUAUGGGUGUGAUCUUGCGUGGCCUCCUAACUGACACAUUUAUAUACACAAGUAGUUCUCAAACUUGGGUCCUCUAGAUGUUUUGGAUGCCAUUUCUCAGAAGUUUCUCAAUCAGCGAGCCCAAUGGGCAGAUGUUCUGAGAGCUGAUGUCCCAAACAUCUGAAGGACUGAUAUUUGUGAACUGCUGGUUCACACAUGUUAAAACCCAUUUUAGCAGUUAAGAGUUGCUUGGUGCUGCUAAGACUCUUAAAUCCAGUUUCAGACCCUAUGAGACAUAUAUUAAAUUGAGUAGCAGAUGUUUUUAAAUACAUCCUUUUUUCAAUUAGACCUCCUCAAACCCUAUGUCAGUGUAUCCACUGACCAUGCUGGUUUAAGGAUUCUGGGAGCUACAGUCCAGAAAAAUGAAUUUUCACAGCUUUGUUGAGUUACCCAUUGUUUUAUCUGUGGUAACUUAUUGGAUGUCUCAUAUCACAAGGAACUUUCUGAAACAGAAAGUAAAAGUAAAAAAUAAAGUAAAAGAAAUUACUUGGGGUGAAGGAGUUUUCUGUCACUGGCUUAAACAGUCUUGGUGAAGCACGGUAGAACAUCUUAUUUUUGGAAAAUGUGGUCUGUAACCAUCCAUGAGUUGUCCUGGUAUGUAAUAUUUUAUUUUUAGAAAUGCCUUUUCUGGGAAAAGCCAAUUUAUUCCAGGAUCUAGUACAAAUCUUAUUUUUUAAACAACGGAAUUAGGUUCACUAGAAAUAGGUUAGGUAAAAAUAUAGGACCUUGAAAUUCAGUUUGUCACAUUUAAAAUCUGCUGUGAAGCGGGAAUGCAAUUGAAUAUUCAAAUAAAAUAUUACCAAGUUUGUGUUGCACUAUCAGGUUGGCAGUUAGUUUUCAGACUGUGUUUUAUGUUUCCAAAACAUAAAUAGGAAGAGAUGAAAAGUUCAGAUUCCUGUAAGACAGGUGGGAAUUAUGUCACCUUCCAUGCGACUUGUUGGACUGCAAGUCGUCCUAGAAGAUCCAGAUUACUUGAAGGUUAAUAAUAAUACACCCUUGCUGUAAGAUGAGUUCAUAGUCAUCAGAGCUACUACAGUUAUUGUUAUCAUUAUAUAUGCAUAGAUUUAAUAGCAUGUGGUAUUUGUCUACACAUGCACAGAGAAAUGUUUCUCCCACUGAACCAUGUGCUGGAUAGUUAGUGUGAAAAUUUUCAGCCCUUGCACUUAAUUUAGCUCAAAGAUUCCAAAGUCGUUUUAUCCUUUAGCCUUUGGGGACCUGAAAAUGGUAUGGAAGAGGCAUACAUUUUUUUCAGAAACAGGUUUCUGCAGGACCAGAAGCUUGGUGAAUAGCAAUGGGACAACUCAAAUCGACUUUACAGGUUAAGCACUUGUAAGUAAAUUUACUGUGUAAAUAAAGCAAGAAGGGCUUAACUGCUUAGUAUCUGUACAUUUCACUCUUUAAGAGUCCUUUCUCCUCUUAACAAAAUCCAUCACUGACGUGUUCCAAACAAAAAGGCAUUCCUAGUGUCAUCUUGAAAAGUAUACUGCUUUUCAGCCCAAUGGCUUCUUAAAAGAAGUUCUUAAAGAGUUAAACUACAAAUUGAUCAUGUCAAUGCACUGAACAGAAUCUGUGUAGUAAAAGAGUAAAUUAUAUGUCUGACACGACUAAGUUAGCAGAAGGAGAUGCUGUGAUCUUUCUCAGAUUUACUGUCUAUCUUAAUCAGAUUUGUCAAUCAAACCUUACAUUGUAAAUGGUUUGUCUGAAACCUUUAGAUUCUCCAUGGGGAAAUACCUUCCCAUGCUGGAUGGAGGGCAUCAGGCUCAGGGAGGCUGCCCUCUCAUUUAUUUCAACACUUCUUAAGUUAUAGUGAUCAUACUUACUUUUGAUGACCAAGCCUGGGUUUUAAAAUUAUUUUUUAGAUAAUUAGAUCAAAUAAUACUGAUUGGCACAUAUAUGAAACUUAAAAGUAUUAAUGCCAUGCCUUUAUUUGAACAAGAGUUAGAAAUAUUCUCACAGCUACAAAAUGCUUCAUUAAUGAAGAGGGUUGUAUCCAGAGAGAGGGAAGCGGUACUGUGCAACAGGGCAUUCCUGGUUGCUCUUUUCCUCCCUCCCUGCCCCAGGCCAAUUCUGAGAGAUGAGAGAACUUCUAGAGUGGUAUUGGGGUUUGGAUGUGUCUGCAAAAGGAUGAGGAAAUAGGAAUUGGUUGGUCUGCCUUGCACAAGUGUAAUUGCCUCUCUGUUCAUGCAAUACAUCUCUGGAUUCAUCUGCCUGAAUAACUUCGGUCAUCUACCUGAACAUACCUUCUGAGUUGGGCAAACAGAAAUGCAAUGGAAUUUGAAGACAGGAACCAUGAACAUGAAGGCCUGACCCACAUGCAAAGGACACUACAAGAAAUUUAACACUUUCACUUAAGGCUUCAGGGUUAUGUUUCUUGAACAGUGGUUUGUGAUUCUUAUUGUAAAGUCAUCUCAGUUCUAGAAGAAACAGCCUCUGAUAAGGCAUUGAGUUUUUACUUUCCAUGGAUUUUUUCCUGCAUCUCACUCGGCAUGCUCCAAUGGGCACAUCAAAAAAGAUGUACGCUUCCAGUACAUAGACUUUGUCCCAAAAGGAACAACAAAUGUUUUUAGAUAAUAAUUUGUAAAAUGUGAAGGGUGUCUAUACAUUUUAAUGGUCAGUACACUGAGUUUUUCAGUAGUAUGUCAUACACUGGAAGGGCUGGAUUCUAUGAACACCUACCCAAAAAUAAGCCAUGUUAAAACUAAAAUUAGAGAGUUGUGAGUAAACAUGUAUAGAAUCUUUUGUUUCAGAUUGUAUGGACUUAAGAAAAUGGGUAUUUGGCAUGGAUUGAUUCAAUUUAUUUCCCAUGUUGUUCUUUCAUGUGUGUUUGUCUUCAAACUCUUCAGUUUUUACUUAAUGCAGAUGAUGUGAGGCUAGGAAAAAAGCAAGAGGGGUUAGAAUCUAUGUUGUACAAUGGCAUUCUGUCUUCUACAACAUUUGAAAGUAGCUUUUCCAGCAUCAUGUUCCAAGAGUGUUGCAUAUUAAGUUAAAUGCAAAAAUGAAACGAUGUAUCUAGUGCUACUGUCACUAAUGUAACUUUUGAAUUUUGGAUUUCUACAAUAUUGGCAGGAGCAUCAAUCAGUGGAAUCAAGAUUGUUUUACAACAUUGUUAAUCAUUUUGAAAGAAGCCACUAUAUAAUUUUUCAUUCCCAAACCACCCCUGCCACCCAUUUCCAGUUUUCUGUUUUUAAGGCAGUGUGGCUAAGAAUGAUGGAUUUUGUCCUUGAAAUGUUCAGCUUUUUUUUGAGCCUGUACCCCAAAAUCUGUAAAACUGAAGAUUUAUUCUCUACUAUCACAAAAAAGUUGUUGCUAUCAAAUUUAUUUUUGCCGGAGGACUUAAUAUUUCCUCUCUACUGUGAACCAAAACUCUGAAUAAAAGCAGUUGGAGCUA
This is a messenger RNA of Sceloporus undulatus (fence lizard), 5148 nucleotides long. RefSeq names its product coproporphyrinogen oxidase (gene CPOX). Gene Ontology annotation, cellular component: mitochondrial intermembrane space; cytoplasm. The record is from RefSeq and is a predicted model, not a curated record. Gene Ontology annotation, molecular function: coproporphyrinogen oxidase activity. NCBI's taxonomy places the organism in Eukaryota, Metazoa, Chordata, Lepidosauria, Squamata, Phrynosomatidae.